Molecule: messenger RNA, 477 nt
Organism: Laetiporus sulphureus 93-53
Lineage: Eukaryota; Fungi; Basidiomycota; Agaricomycetes; Polyporales; Laetiporaceae
Exons: 5
Coding region: 1-477 (158 amino acids)
Source: RefSeq, a predicted model, not a curated record
AUGGAAAUGUUGUUAGACCCUUUGAGAGAAUUGCUUUCGGUGCUCGAAGGAGUAGGUCUACCAGCAGACAAAAAAUGCCUCGUCGUGGUGGAUUGGCAUCUUGCUAUAGGGACUAUCGCACGGUUCACGGACUGGGACAAUUAUGACCGGUCCUUGCUCGAUCGUCGCCUGGAGAUACCGGAAAAUGCACCAGAAGAGCACAGGAAAAGGCUGGAGGCAUAUAAUAAAGAUUAUAUUCGCUUCAGCGAGCUGCAGAAACGUGUCCUGGAGGACAAACUCCCCUCACCCUCUACGUUUGCCAAGGAGGCGAUAGCAGACCCGAAGUUAGACGGGAAAGAGGUGCUGCUCAUUCAGAUGCCUGAACCACCUGUCCGGCCAGCACCAGCACAAGCCACUGCCGAAAUUGAGGAGGCUAGAGAUGUUCCUAUGGAGUUUCCUGCAAUUCAGCGCAAGCUCGCUGCAUCAUCGUCGCAAUGA